CACGGCUAACAGGCUAACAACAACAACAACAACAUAGCUCAGCCUGUAGCUUCUUGUUGUUUUGUCAGUUAGUUCAGCUGAAGUUUUAUUUUUUUUACGCUUUGAACUCGUGUCUCAAUUUGACAUUUGACUCUUCAACAAGCCUGAGUUCAAGCGACAGUUCCUUCUUUCCCUCCAUCCUCCGAGUUAACUGUGCGUCGGGUGUAGUCAGCUCGUCUCGUUCAAGCUAGGCCUGACGAGACGAGAAGCGAGAGCUCCUCAUCAAACUCAUUGAGAUAAAUAAAAGCUCCAGUCGUUGGACAUUAACCCUCCAGAGGAGCUUGUCCGUGUGUCCUCAGAAUGAGAGGCUCGCACGGGGACAGAGAUCGAGACCGCGGCCGUGACAGAGGCAGCCCUCGUUUCGGGUCCAGCAGAGGAGGCCCACCGCCGGGUAAAAAGUUUGGGAACCCUGGGGACCGUUUACGAAAGAAGAGGUGGGACCUGGAUGAGCUUCCCAAAUUUGAGAAGAACUUCUACAACGAGCAUCCCGAAGUGCAGCGAAUGAGCCAGUAUGAUCUUGAGGAGUAUCGCAGGAAGAAAGAAAUCACCAUCCGAGGUUCAGGCUGCCCAAAGCCUGUCACCAACUUCCACCAGGCACAUUUUCCCCAGUACGUAAUGGAUGUGCUGAUGCAGCAGAACUUCAAGGAGCCCACAGCCAUUCAGGCACAAGGUUUCCCCCUGGCCCUUAGUGGGAGAGACAUGGUGGGCAUUGCUCAGACUGGCUCUGGGAAGACCUUAUCGUAUCUUCUGCCUGCAAUUGUGCACAUCAACCAUCAGCCUUACUUGGAGCGAGGGGACGGACCCAUUUGUUUGGUUCUGGCCCCAACAAGAGAACUGGCGCAGCAGGUCCAGCAGGUGGCAUAUGACUAUGGAAAGUCAUCACGCAUCAAAAGCACUUGUGUGUAUGGGGGUGCUCCCAAGGGACCUCAAAUCCGAGACCUGGAGAGAGGUGUUGAGAUCUGCAUCGCCACUCCAGGUCGUUUGAUUGACUUACUCGAGGCUGGAAAGACCAAUCUGCGGCGCUGCACAUAUCUAGUUCUCGAUGAAGCUGACCGCAUGUUGGACAUGGGCUUUGAACCACAGAUUCGCAAAAUUGUGGAUCAGAUUCGGCCGGACAGACAGACCCUCAUGUGGAGUGCUACCUGGCCUAAAGAGGUUCGCCAGCUGGCAGAGGACUUCCUGAAAGACUACGUCCAGAUUAACGUUGGAGCGCUGGAACUCAGUGCCAACCACAACAUCCUACAGAUAGUUGACGUCUGUAUGGAGAAUGAGAAGGACCAGAAGCUGAUCCAACUGAUGGAGGAAAUCAUGGCUGAGAAAGAGAACAAGACCAUCAUAUUUGUGGAGACCAAGAAGAGAUGUGAUGACCUCACACGCAGAAUGAGACGUGAUGGGUGGCCAGCGAUGUGUAUUCAUGGCGACAAGAGUCAGCCAGAGAGAGACUGGGUGUUGACAGAGUUUCGUAGUGGCAAAGCUCCCAUCCUCAUCGCUACUGAUGUGGCCUCACGUGGUUUGGAUGUGGAGGACGUCAAGUUUGUCAUCAAUUAUGACUAUCCCAACUCAUCGGAGGACUACAUCCAUCGCAUUGGGCGUACAGCGCGCAGCACCAAUAAAGGCACUGCCUACACCUUCUUCACUCCAGGGAACCUCCGCCAGGCCCGUGAGCUGAUCCGGGUGCUGGAGGAGGCCCGACAGGCCAUCAAUCCCAAACUGCUGCAGCUGGUGGACACUGGCCGUGGAGGAGGCGGAGGAGUUGGCCGUCCCCGUUUCCGUGGCACCUCCAAUUCUAACAAUCCCAACCUGAUGUACCAGGACGAGUGUGAUCGGAGAAUGCGCUCUGCAGGUGGGGGGGGCGGCGGCAGCGGCUCCAAGGACAGUCGCGGCAGCAGCAACUACAGUCGCGACAACCGAGACAGUCGUGGUGGAAGUGGCCGGGACGGGGAUCGCUCCUCCUCCUCCUCCUCAUAUAGAGAUCGCAGCAGCAGGGAUGGAGGACGCAGCUACAGCUCCAGCUCGUAUGACCAGUACCAGAACAACAGCAGCAGCAGCGGCCCGUACAGCAGCUCCAGGAACGCCUCUGGCUCAGGGGGCAGCCCCACUCCAUCAUCGGUUCCCCAACCUCUGAUGGCCCAGCAGUUCAACCCUCCCCAGCCCAUGAUGGGCCUGAUGGGACACUCACCAUUCCAGUUCGCUCCUCCACCUCCCCCUCCUCCAGCAGGUAGAAAGUAAUGUGAUCUGGGCAACACGCAACACGCAACACACACACACACACACACACA
Messenger RNA from Paralichthys olivaceus (Japanese flounder), 2318 nucleotides. Its product is annotated as probable ATP-dependent RNA helicase DDX17. The record is from RefSeq and is a predicted model, not a curated record. Gene Ontology annotation, biological process: alternative mRNA splicing, via spliceosome. Gene Ontology annotation, cellular component: cytoplasm; ribonucleoprotein complex; nucleus. Gene Ontology annotation, molecular function: ATP binding; mRNA 3'-UTR binding; RNA helicase activity. NCBI's taxonomy places the organism in Eukaryota, Metazoa, Chordata, Actinopteri, Pleuronectiformes, Paralichthyidae.